Acomys russatus (golden spiny mouse) is the source of this 1722-nucleotide messenger RNA. It is a transcript of the gene Cfap210, whose product is annotated as cilia and flagella associated protein 210. Bases 35 to 1678 code for a protein of 547 amino acids. The record is from RefSeq and is a predicted model, not a curated record. Lineage: Eukaryota; Metazoa; Chordata; Mammalia; Rodentia; Muridae. The transcript is spliced from 9 exons.
UCAGGCAGGGCACGCGGGUCUCAGUUUGUUAGAGAUGCAGGUGCGCUUUGGUCGGCGCUCCGGACAGGCGAAGGAAAGCACAGGAAUGAAGAACGCUGAAAAAGAAGAAAUUCCCUAUCCACCUCUCCUACCUAGCAAGGUGGAUCUGCGUCAGGUUACCAUAAUUCCACACGCUGAGUGGGAAAGGAUUCGCGACAGCCUUGACAGGUUGACAAGAGAAGCAGCAGCCCUUCGUGCAGAAAGAACAGCAAAGACAAAGAAGCAUGCCCAGUCCCAGGAGCUGGUAAAACACUGGACCAACACAUACGCAGGAAUGAAAGAACAGAAACUUAGAGCCAAGCAAAAGCGUGAUGAAGAGAUUGAGACUGAAAGACAAAUUCUUGAUUUGGAGGAAGAAAUAUACAAACAAGGAGAAAGAAAGAAAGCCAUUGAAAACGCAAAGCAGCAUCAGUAUCACCAGACAGAAAGAGUGAAAAACUUCCAUUCAGGACUUCUUCUCAGUAGAGUUAUGCAAGAGCGCGAUGCCCAGAUUCAGUUCAAAAAGAACGCGGUAAAAUCUGAUAAGAAAUGGGAGGAGCAAGUGAAACUCGAUGUUGAAAAAGCUUUUAAAGAAGAGCAAGAGAAAGAACAAAAACAGCGCCGAGAAAGAAUAGCUCUUGCCCAAGAGCAUCUGAAACAGAUAGAGGAACAUGAAACGGAAGAAGAAAACAGAAAGAAAAAUGAAGAAAAGGACGCUGAGGAGAUAAAGCGGCAGAAUUUGCUGUAUGAGAUAGAACUGAAAAAAAAGCUAAGCAAGAAACAGGAAGAGAUAGAUGAAAGCAGGAAACUGUUUUUUGACAAUAUGCGUGAUAAAAACAUCAUCCGAGCUGUAGAACAGCAGCAGCAAGAGGAGGAAGAUGAAAAGAUUAGAAAGUUUAUCAAAGCCAAAAAACGUCUUAUACAAAUGAGGAAAGACAAAGAAGCUGAAAUAAACAGGCUAAUGGAAGAACGGAGAGAAAGAAUAAAUAACUUCCUAAGUGAACUAAUGAAAGAGAAACUUGAUACUGAAGAUUUGAUUAUUGCUAGAGAUAUUGCUGAAACUGAGGCUGAGCUGGAGAGAAGAGAGAAAGAAAAAUAUGAAAAGACUCAAGCAGAGUUGAAAGCCAUUGCGGAUCAUAGAGCCACCGUGAUGAAAAAUAAAGAGGAAGAAGAAAAACAAAGAAAAAUUGAGUCUAAAGAACAAAUGCUGGCUAUCUUAGAGGCAGAUAAGAUCUUCCAGGAGCUUGAAAAUGAGAAAAAGCUCAAAGCUAGCAAAGAGCAACGAGAAAUUCAGGAUGCUCACAUUCAGCAAAUGGCCAUAAAUAAAUUUAAUGCAAAACAAUCCAAAGAAGAAGAAUUAGAUUACUGGAGACUUACUGAAGCCCUUGCAGCUGAGAAGGAGGAAGAAUUUCAGAAGUAUGCCAGAGAAGUAAUUGAAUUUGAAUCCAAGUCAACAAAGAAAUACAUUUACCCUCUUGUAAAAGCUGCGCAGGAAGGAGUGGGCGGCGGGCGUGGACCACCCUUUGUAGGCCGAGGUGGGCUAAGACCGAGCUAUCAGGCAAAUAAUGCCACUGGUGUCCAGCUCCCUUUUUAUAAUUCUCAGGGUUCAAAGUACAAUGAUUUUCAGAAGUCAAAGAGAAGGCUAGGUUUUACAUGGUAAAAAGUUUAUUUUUAUGAUUUGAUAAAAUUUAUUGUAGCAAGUAU